Messenger RNA from Malus domestica (apple), 1059 nucleotides. The record is from RefSeq and is a predicted model, not a curated record. NCBI's taxonomy places the organism in Eukaryota, Viridiplantae, Streptophyta, Magnoliopsida, Rosales, Rosaceae.
AUGGAUCCCAAACACGAUGCUGAGGUUAAACUAGUACCCAUCCUAGAACUUUCAAACAUUAAUCCCAAUCUCACUCGCAUUCUGAACUACAGCUUCAUCAAUGCUAAAACAACCUUCAAACUCAAAUGCCACUGCCGCUACUACUGCAUUCACAACAUUACUCCUUUUACUUCAACUGCAGCAGCCACUUUCACCAGUAAUAGUAAUAGUAAUGAUUUCCAUCAACAAAACAAGAGCUUCUAGGGUGCUAUCACUUUGAUCAUCGGCAAUGCCGUUGGUCUUGGCAUGCUCAGUUUGCUUGCCGCUACCAUCUGCUCCGGUCUUUUACCUUCCACCCCUGCCAUCCUCCUCUGUUGGCUUUAUGUCAUGUCUUUUGUCAUCCUGGUCACCGAGCUCAGCUUUUCGACCAUGAAACAAGACGACCUUCAAGAGGUCAGCUUUACUGCCUUUGCUUCUAGCGUUGGUGCUCUUUUUGGUGCAUUUGUUGCCGUCGUCUAUGCCUCUUGGAGCUUUACCUUGUUGGUCACCUGCGUCUCCGGCCUCGGCUCAAUUGUCUCUCAGUGCAUUCCCUGCAUUCGUGUACUCACUCACGUUUUGUUUCCCCCUGUGGUUGGAUUGCUUAUAUUAUUUUCUUCAAAUGCCAUUGAUGGUGCAAACCGUGUUUUGUGCUUGCUCAUGCUUUUCGCAAUAACUUCACUUGUGGCCAUUGGUUUAUUAGUGGCCGAAACCAACCUGUUCGCAUCAUUUGGCCGUGCCUUAUGGUGUCUUUCCUGCAUUUUGGCCAUUCUAUUUAUUGUCACAAUGCGAUUCCAUGUCAUUAACCCUUUCAUUUGCAAGAUUGCUGGCAACACCAUAGCCGACGAAUUGAUCAUGGUCUUCUCACGGAAUUUAAUUGUGUUGGGGCUUUCUAGAUUUAACCAAUUUAGUAGCAGCAACUGAGGCCCUAUAUCCCUUAUGUUAUCCGUCAAUGCCUCUGCACUAUCUACAGUCCAAGCAUUUGCGUGUCCGAGCUUGAUUGGGUAAGCUGUUAGCUUCCCAAAACAGCUUCUUGGACGUUAG